Messenger RNA from Sitophilus oryzae (rice weevil), 961 nucleotides. RefSeq lists its product as uncharacterized. Lineage: Eukaryota; Metazoa; Arthropoda; Insecta; Coleoptera; Curculionidae. The coding region runs from base 5 to 823 and encodes 272 amino acids. The record is from RefSeq and is a predicted model, not a curated record. The transcript has 2 exons.
CCUUAUGUUUGACAGUGACAUACAUCAAAAGUCGAAUAAUAUGAAGAAAAAGACGCUGCUAUUGAAGAAAUUUUGUAAUUCGUCUACUCAAACAGAACCUCGUAAACAGAUUGCUAAAGACGAUAUUGAUUGCAACACUAGGCAUACUGAAGAUAUGGAAAUUCCAGUUCGUAAUAGUAUUAUAAUUCAGCCAAAGGUGGCCACAAUAUCAAAACUACCCGAGUCUUAUAAUAUGUUUGUUAAUAAACUAGCUGAAAAAAUGAAGGCGAAUUCUACUUUAGUAUUGGAUCAACCAAACCAAUCAAUUAUUAAACCAAAUGACAAAGUUGAGCAAGUGAUAUCACUUAAAAGAAAGUUUGUGAAACCAGGACCUUUAUGUUACAAGAAAAAAAUUCUUAAUAAAUAUAACAAUCAAGAGAGUGCUAAAGAUGGCAAUUCUAAAUCAGGCAGUAAUGUAGAAAAUGUUUUGAUUCAAAAGGAAUUCACAGUUCCCGGGAAUUUGGGAAAUUUAAUUGCAGAUGAAAGAUUUUCUCAAAAUUCAGUGAUAAACAAAGGUGAUAAACAAACCGAAGAAAGAAGGUCUAAAGAAACUGAUAAAAAAUUUACAAGAAACACUUCUAGUUUGCAUAAUAUAAAAAUUACUCAUUUGACAUGUUCAAAAUCAUCUGAUUCACGCGAAUCACAGCAUUCUGAACGGAACAGUGAUUCGAAUCACGCAAAAGAACAGAAUUAUCAAGAAUAUCUGCAUUUUGAAGAUGAAAAGUCGUUUAUAAUAAAAGCAGACAAGAUUUAUAUUUAUAAUCACUUUUAUAAUAAGCAGUGAUAAUAAUUAUAUUAUUGAAUGAUAUAAUUGCAAGUUCUGUGCAGUGUUCUACUUCGCUAUUACUUGUUUUAUUGUGAUUAUAGCAGUAUAUAUUAUGUAGUUAAAAUUAUAUAAAAAAUUAAUUAUAAUUUAAUAUCU